This is a messenger RNA of Scleropages formosus (Asian bonytongue), 5361 nucleotides long. It is a transcript of the gene cntn1b, whose product is annotated as contactin 1b. The record is from RefSeq and is a predicted model, not a curated record. Gene Ontology annotation, molecular function: cell-cell adhesion mediator activity. NCBI's taxonomy places the organism in Eukaryota, Metazoa, Chordata, Actinopteri, Osteoglossiformes, Osteoglossidae. Gene Ontology annotation, cellular component: plasma membrane; axon. The transcript is spliced from 24 exons. The coding region runs from base 421 to 3501 and encodes 1026 amino acids. Gene Ontology annotation, biological process: axon guidance; brain development; cell-cell adhesion.
UCGAACUCGAAGGCCGAGUCAUUGCGGAUGCACGAGUAAAAGUAUCCCCGCCUGAUCGCUCGCACGCUGAGAUAAAGUUGACAGGCUGUGUUGUUGUUCUGCGACCGAAGGGGGGAAAAAAAAAAAAAAAAGAAAUCCCUCCAAAAUAAUCCGUCGCUGUUGGAAAGAUUGCGAGCAGCGUUCACGUUUCGCUGCACACGGGCUGAGGAAGCAGACGCUUGAAAUGGACCCACGCGCAGGCUUUGUGGACUUAAACCUGCAGCGCUUUCAAAUGCUUCGUUCCGGGAUUUGUUCUUUCCUCCAUAAAUCAGCGUACAGAAGUUGGGCUCCGCGUGGUUAUUCUUGGAAGCCAGCUCCCUAUACCGAUGCCCCAGUGGCUGCCGCUUUAAUGUUGAUCACACCCCCGUUGAACACAGAACCAUGACCCGUCUGCUGUUGGUCCUCCUCAUCUUCUCUCCUGCCAUCCCUUUCACCGGAGCAUUACUGUUUGGUGACAUACCCAGGAUCUACGGUGAUGACGCCACAGGCUAUGGCCCCGUGUUUGAGGAGCAGCCCCAAGACGCAAUCUAUGCCGAGGAGGCCCCCGAAGCCAAGUUCUCCAUGAACUGCCGAGCACGGGCGAACCCACCUGCCACAUACAAGUGGAGGUUGAACAACUGGGAGAUCAAGCUGCUGGAGCAGCCAGACGAGCAUUACAGUCUGGUGGGCGGCAACCUGGUGGUCAGCAACCCCGACCGCAGCAAGCAUACAGGCAAAUAUGUGUGUGUGGCCCAGAAUGUAUACGGCAUCAUCAUCAGCAAGGAGGCCACCGUCAGGUUUGGAUACCUGAACCCCUUCCCCACGGAUGAGCGCGAGGGAGUGCAGGUGAAAGAAGGACAAGGGGCUGUCCUGCUCUGUGCUCCUCCGGAGCGUAGCUCAGAUGAUGUGUCUUUUCGCUGGAUCCUGAACGAGUUCCCGGUCUUCAUCCCGCUGGACAACCGUCGGUUCGUCUCCCAGACGACGGGUAACCUGUAUAUCGCCAGAGUGGAUGCCUCGGACAGCGGGAACUACUCGUGCUUCAUGUCGAGCCCUUCCAUCUCAAAAAGUGUCUUCAGCCAGUUCAUUCCUCUCAUCCCCUUGCCGGAACGUCCGGUGAAAAAGUAUCCGGCCGACAUAAGAGUCAAAUUUCCCAAAAUCUACGCCCUGGUUAAUCAGAACAUCACUCUAGAGUGCUUCGCCCUAGGAAACCCUAUCCCAGAGAUCCGGUGGAGGAAAGUAAAUGCCGAGUUACCUGCCAAUCACGAGGUGACCAUGGGAGGAGCCCUGCUGCACAUCUUCAACAUUCAGAUAGAGGACGAGGGCUACUACGAGUGUGAGGCCCUGAACUCCAAAGGGAAGGACUGGCACAAAGCCUAUGUCUAUGUGGAAGCUGCCCCCGAGUGGGCCGUACACAUCAACAACACGGAGAAGGACAUCGGCAGUGAACUGACCAUGACGUGCAUAGCCAACGGCAAGCCAGAGCCGUACAUCCGCUGGCUGAAAAACGGAUUCUCGCACGGCAAGGGAGAGCUGAAGUUCAGCAUGCUCACCUUCGAGGACUCCGGGAUGUACCAGUGCAUCGCGGAGAACCGUCACGGAAGCAUAUAUGCCAACGCUGAGCUGCGCGUGAUUGCCUGUGCUCCGAACUUCGAGAACAACCCCGUGAGGAAAAGGCUGCUGGGGGCUCAGAACGGACGCGUGGUCAUUGAGUGCAAACCCAAGGCAGCCCCCAAGCCUAAGAUCACCUGGAGCAAGGGGACAGAGGUCCUAUACAACUCAACACGGAUACGCGUCUGGGAUGAUGGGAGUCUCGAGAUCUUCAAUGCCACCAAGAUGGACGAGGGGAGGUACACGUGCUUCGCGGAGAAUGACAGGGGCAAGGCCAACAGUACUGGGACGCUCACCAUCACAGAGGCCACCAAGAUCACCGUAGCAUCAUCGAGCAGCGCGGUGCGCGUGGGGGAGCCCGUGCGCAUGCAGUGUGCCGCGUCCCAUGACCCCAUCCUGGACAUCGCCUUCAUCUGGGCCCUGGACACGCACAUCAUCGACUUUGACAGGGAGAGUGAGCACUACCAGCUUGUCAUGACGCGCGAGUCCAGCGGCGAGCUGCAGAUCAGCAACACGCAGCUGAAGCACGCGGGCCGCUACACGUGCACUGCCCAGACCAUCGUGGACAACGUCACCGUCUCCGCCGACCUCGUCGUCAAAGGGCCUCCCGGGCCCCCAGGGGCCGUACGUGUGGACAACAUCCGCGACAAGAUGGUUACCCUGGUGUGGAGCCGAGGCGCGGACAACCACAGCCCCAUCAUCAAGUACAUUAUCCAGAGCCGGGAUCAGUUCUCGUUGGACCGCGAGGAGUGGAAGGAUGCCAAUACGUCUCCACCGGUUGUCCAGGGCAAUGAGGAGAUGACCAAUGUGGUAGAUCUGUACCCCUGGGCGUAUUACGAGUUCCGCGUGAUAGCGAUCAAUGCGCUGGGCAUGGGAGAACCCAGCCUCCCCUCGAUCAAAAUCCGCACCUAUGACGCAGUUCCCACAGUGGCCCCCUCAGACAUUGGCGGGGGCAGUAGGGUCAAUGGCGAGCUGACAAUCACCUGGACGCCCGUGCAACCUCAGUACUACAACGGGUGGAAUUUCGGCUACGUCGUAGCCUUCAAGGCGCACGACAAGCACGACUGGACGAGAAUGACGGUGGCCGACCCAGAGGCCAGACGCUAUGUCUACAAGGACUCCUCCAUCCCGCCCAACACAGAGUUCCAAGUGAAGGUGAAGGCAUACAACAGCAAGGGUGAUGGGCCCUACAGCCUAACAGCGGUCAUUUACUCUGCCCAGGACGUUCCUUCAGAGGCCCCGACGGAUGUGGUGGCACGUCCUCUGUCCGCCACUGAGGCUAUGGUGUGGUGGCUUCCUGUCUUCCAGCAAAUCGUAGAGGGCUAUCAGGUGAAGUACUGGAGGAAGUACCGUGACAAUGAGGCAGCGGCCCAGCGGAUCCUCGUGCCCAAUACGGCAAACCAGACUCUACUGGAGAAUAUGCGGCCUGACUCGCACUACCUGGUCGAAGUGCGAGCCUACAACGCUGCGGGACUCGGACCUCCGAGCAUCCACAGCGAGAUGUUCACCAGGAAAGCACCUCCUAGCCGACCGCCCAGGAUUGUGAGCAAGACUCUGAGCUUCACCCGUAGAACCAUUAACAUAGCCUGGGAGCAUGUUUCACCCUUGGCCAAUGAGUCCUACAUCGAGGGCUACAAGGUGCUGUACCGGAAAGCAGGCCACCGAACAGGGGCUUUGUACACGACAGGGAAGCAUUACAUCGACCUCCCAGUCCCUAAGGAAGGAAACUACAUAGUGGAGGUCCGAGCCCACAGCGAGGGAGGCGAUGGGGCCAUAUCCCGUGUUUGGGUUGCAGCUGGGCGUGGAGCGGUGUCCACACAGCCCUUUGGCCUGGCUCUCCUACUCCUCAUCGCAUUCUCCUGCCUGCGUAUAUAGACGUAGAGUCGGCAUCACCCAUGCUGGCUCAGGUAACAUGGACUCUAUAAGAGUGACACCUUGUAUCUCUGUGCCCAACCCCCUCUCACUUUCACCUGAAGUCCAAUAUUCUGUCAUAGGGUGUGGGGGGAAAAAAAAACAGCAAUGCCAUCCAGGAAAUCCCCUAUGUAGUAUCAAUAUCAUAUAUCUGGAGGUGCAUCAAAGGAGAUUUUUUUUAACUUAACAAUGCCUUAUGUAAACACUGCUCUUGUACAGUUCCAUCACUCCAGUGGAUGGAGGUUCAUGUAACAAAUACACCUCGAUUAAUAUCAUGGAAAUAGUAUGCAAUGCCUAUAAUGCAUUGUAGUAAGUAAGCAGCAUUCCUCUAAAGCUAAUAUGUGUGAAUGAUGUGCAUAGGAGUGAAAAUGUCAUAGAAGUGCUAAUUUGGUUGAUGACUUUUCUCCUUUUACAGCAGAAUUCCCUUCCAGAGUCUCAAAACCAAUUCAUUCAGAAUUUGGGCAUAUAUGUAUAUAUAUGUAUAAAUAUAUGUUCUAUUUGCUUAGGGUAAUAAGCAUUUUAUAUGCAGUAAAUCACAUAAUAUUGCUUGCAGCAAAUGGCAUAAUAUUGCUUACAUUCCUAUUCCAAAUGCUGUUCAAAUGGUGGUAUGUUACAAAUAUAACUGGUGUUUAAAAAGUGUGAGGGUCACCAAGAGUUGUGCUUUUUUGACCCAAGUUUAGCUUCUCAAGCUGAGACGCUAGAAACUGAAAACGGCGAGUUUGUUUGAGUUUGUAAAGAUGCAAAAUGAGUUUGUAAACAAGCAAAAAGACCUAAAAGCACAAACGUAAAAUGAACAGAUCGGACAUAAAUUAACAACCCAGUUAAUAACCAAAAAAUGAUGAUUGUUUGAUUUGUGUAUGUAAUUUUGUUGCUAAGCAAACAUCCAGCCAACACAGAAUUGUCAAAAUGUUGGCACGACAUGUCUAUCACGUUGCUCUAACUGCGCGUUGAUGUUGCGAGAACAUCGAACGUUGUCUGGACACGGAAGCUGCACGUAGGCAGUGAUGUAACAACAAAAGAUGUGCAGAGCACACAGCAAACAGCUUUAUUUGAACUGUGUCACUGGGAAUUCACUGUUACCUUCUGGUGCUGUGUAAAGAAUUUUUUCUUCUCCUCCUAGUGAGUGCCAGCCCAUGUGUUUGUUGUGCUUCUGCGACCACUAGCUUUGAACGAUGUUCCAAUUCAGCCGCCCGGCUACUGCUGUAGGGAUAGUUUUUAUCAUGUCAUAGUACUGCUGCAAGCACAUCAGAAACAAACAUAAUGAAGCAAAAUUAAAUGUAAGGUGUCGGACUAGGAGCCUCUCGGCUACGAAAGUGUAUUUGCUAUUAUAGCUGUCUUUCUUUUUUGUACUAUAGAUCACAGUUGAGUUAAUAAUAUAUAUGGUCAGCAAUAUUAGUGCCACUGAAUGUUUUGUUUUUUUUUUAAACGUGUCAUUUUUUUACUUGCAAAUUGUUUGACAGUAGAAGUACAUAAAUAUUAUGUUUAAAAAGAGGCUGCAAUUUCAUUUUUCUGCAGGCACAAACAAUUGCUGGGCUAUUUGUGGGUAUCACAUCACCGCCACCACAAAGUGCUUUUACUGCAUUGAAUCACAAACAGAUAUUGCCAAAAUGCAUGAAUGCCUUUAAACUUUUUUUAAGCUUGGAUAUUCGGAGGAAAACGAUACAUUUAACUGCGCACGAUGCGGAAAUUGCGGGCGGAGCCAGUCACCUCGGAUGCUGGCAUCCUAGACCCGGUCUGCCACUGCGGUGUAACACAGCCACACAUCACAACGAUACCUAGUCAGCUCUGAAGUGUUGUAGACAAGCCAAAGUGAUGGGUCACCUG